GUUCGCUCUCCCCUGUCCACUGCGAGCUCGGAGCGUAAACGGAGAACGAACGCUCUCUCCUUCGACUCUUUUAAAUAUAUCCCCACCCCCCCCCUCUAAAAAUCUCUAUAUUUCCCUAUCACUCCUCUAAUUUUCCCUCUCUCUCUCUCUUUUUCUUUUUUUUUUCCCCCCCUUGGCGGGGGAGUGGGGGAGGGAAGGGAAUUAAGUUUUUGGAAUUCUCCUCCUCUUUUCCCUCAGCAAUUUAAUUAGCUUCGAAUUUCACCCAAAAAUCGAAGGAACAAACGAGAAAUUGACGAAGUUAUGGAGAGAGCAAAGCGAGAAAGCCUAGCGGAGAUAGCGUCGUUUCCGAGCGACAUAGGCUCCGCCAGCUCCGCCGUGUCGAGCGUCCUCCUCUCCGGCACCAACGCCCUCGACUCCAUCUUCUCCCACCUCCCCCCUCCGCUCCCUCCGCCGCCCCUUCGGCCGUUUCUCCCGCCGCUCUCCGCCGCGGCUGCGCCGGAGCAGCUCGGCUCCGGCGUCUACCUCCGGCAGACGGAGCUCCUCCGGCGGCUCGGCGUGGCCCUGGCGCGCGCGCACCCCUGCUACGCCCACCGCGGAGGGUUUGGGGGGGCGGCGGCGGCGGCGGCGUCGGCGCGGGGGACGAAGCUGUACCGCGGGGUGCGGCAGCGGCAGUGGGGGAAGUGGGUGGCCGAGAUCCGGCUCCCGCAGAACCGGGUGCGGGUGUGGCUCGGCACCUACCGCCCCGCCAAGCCCAACCCCAAGCCCAACACCAACCCCAACCCCAGCAAAAAAGAUCCCCCGGCAAACGACGAUAGUAAUAAUAACAACAGCAACCAUAACAACAAUCAGAGUAUCAAUAAUUCUCACGCGGUGGUAGCACCAAGUCCGUCCCAGGAGUGCCCCGCGAACACGUCGUCGUGGUCGUCGUCAUCGUCUUCGUCAUCAACCUCCUCGGAGAGCGCGGCGACCGUCGGAUUCGCCGAAAUGGACGGCGAGUGCUCGCUCGCAAGGAUGCCGUCGUUCGACCCCGAGUUGAUAUGGGAGGUGCUAGCUAAUUGAGCUUCCCAGCCAGGCGCGCAAGGUACUAGUUCUAGAGUUAUGCAGAGUGUACAAGAUACAGCCAUAUGUAGAAGAGAAGGAAAUUUACAAAUAACCAACCCUCUGAACUUUAUGAAAAUUUUUAGAAAUCCUCUCGCUCCGGAGUCCGGAGCAGUCCCAGACCUGUCAAUGAUCUAGUUGGUUUUGUUUAGGUGACCUUUUAAUCAGCUUCAAAUUCAAAUUUUUGCUCAAAUGGUUUUUUUGAACCAACUAAAAGAUAUUAUAAAGUAAGGGGCGGUUUGAAAAUUUUUGUUUAUGUUUGCUCGUUCGUGGGCAACUUGUUUUUGAUAGUUGUUAUGAAGUAAUCACGGCGGGAGUUCAAGUGGCAGGUCAAGGAUUUUUUUUUUUUNUUUUUUUUUUUUUUUUUAAUCAUAAAGUUCAGGGGUUGUUUGUAAACUUCUCACAAGAAAUUGAGAGUUGAUGUUGGUUGCUGCUGAGUCUUAACAGAGCAGCAGUUUGAGUUUGUAUUCAAAUCCGAAUUUUACAUGGAUUUUAUUGUGAGUA
Ananas comosus (pineapple) is the source of this 1602-nucleotide messenger RNA. Its product is annotated as ethylene-responsive transcription factor ERF061. Bases 301 to 1059 code for a protein of 252 amino acids. Gene Ontology annotation, molecular function: DNA-binding transcription factor activity; DNA binding. NCBI's taxonomy places the organism in Eukaryota, Viridiplantae, Streptophyta, Magnoliopsida, Poales, Bromeliaceae. The transcript has a single exon. The record is from RefSeq and is a predicted model, not a curated record. Gene Ontology annotation, biological process: regulation of DNA-templated transcription.